AUGUUCAGAACGGCCGCGCGAAGCUUCGCUGCCUCGGCAUGGCGGAAUGCAGAGAGCCUCAGUCAAAUAGAGGCUGCACAGCAGACUGCCAUCAACAUCUCAAAAGCCCAAGGCAUUGGUCAGCGGGGCUUCCUUGAUGCCAUCGGUAAAACUCCUCUUAUCCGCCUCAAGCGCCUCUCCGAAGAGACCGGCUGCAAUGUCCUCGGAAAGGCUGAAUUCCAAAACCCGGGUGGCUCCGUCAAGGAUCGCGCCGCCCUCUUCGUCGUCGAGAACGCCGAGCGCCAGGGUCUCUUGAAGCCUGGCGGCACCGUCAUCGAGGGCACAGCCGGAAACACUGGCAUUGGUCUCGCACACGUCUGCCGUUCCAAAGGAUAUCGAUUGGUAAUCUACAUGCCAAACACACAAUCUCAGGGAAAGAUCGACUUGUUGCGACUGCUCGGUGCAGAGGUAUACCCAGUACCGGCGGUAGCGUUUGACAACCCAGAGAACUACAACCACCAAGCGAAGCGACACGCGGACAGGCUUGAGAACGCCGUCUGGACGAACCAAUUCGACAACGUGGCGAACAGGCAGGCGCAUAUCGAGACUACUGGACCCGAGAUCUGGCACCAGACAGGUGGCAAAAUCGACGCCUUCACCUGUGCCACUGGUACUGGAGGCUCGCUCGCAGGUGUAACGAGGUAUCUGAAGGAAAAGAGCGACGGGAGGGUCAAGAGCUUCUUGGCCGAUCCACCAGGCUCCGUGUUGCAUUCAUACAUCCAGAGUGGUGGAAAGCUUCAAGAACGCCAGGGCGGUUCUAUAACAGAAGGAAUCGGCCAGGGACGUGUAACAGACAACCUGAGGCCCGACAUUGACCUCCUAGAUGGCUCCGUGCAUAUUAGCGACGAGAAGACCAUCGAGAUGGUUUACAGAUGUCUAGACGAGGAAGGUCUGUACCUUGGCGCAAGUUCGUGCCUGAACGUCGUUGCUGCGAAAGAGGUGGCUGAGAAGAUGGGCAAGGGAUCAACUGUCGUUACCUUGCUGUGCGAUGGUGCAUACAGAUACGCCGAUCGUCUAUUCUCAAAGAAGUGGUUGGAGCAGAAAAAGCUGUACGAUGCGAUACCUGAGCGGUUGCGCCGAUACAUCGUCCUUGAGUAG
Messenger RNA from Alternaria burnsii, 1137 nucleotides. RefSeq names its product palp-domain-containing protein. Gene Ontology annotation, cellular component: cytoplasm. Gene Ontology annotation, molecular function: cysteine synthase activity. Lineage: Eukaryota; Fungi; Ascomycota; Dothideomycetes; Pleosporales; Pleosporaceae. The transcript has 2 exons. The record is from RefSeq and is a predicted model, not a curated record. Bases 1 to 1137 code for a protein of 378 amino acids.